This is a messenger RNA of Schistosoma guineensis, 1254 nucleotides long. The record is from the annotation of a GenBank genome assembly. NCBI's taxonomy places the organism in Eukaryota, Metazoa, Platyhelminthes, Trematoda, Strigeidida, Schistosomatidae.
ACAAUUAGUUUGGUUUGUGUAUAUCUGGUCACGUAUUUGUCUAUCAAUUUACUUAGGUUGUUUAUCACAAAAUAUGUCAUCUGUAUGCGAUCGUUUGUUGAAAUCAGUGGCCCCAACAAAUAUUGAGCCUCGUUCUCGUAGUAAAGUGACUGUUAUAGGUGUUGGAAUGGUUGGAAUGGCUGCAGCAUUCUCUACCAUGCAAGUGACAGGAGAACUCGCACUUAUUGAUGUCGUAGCAGAUAAGGUUAAAGGAGAAGUUCUUGAUCUACAGCAUGGUCAACAGUUUAUUGGCAGGUGCAAAAUUGAUGGGGGAACCGACUACAAAUACUCUGCAAAUUCAGAUAUUGUCGUCAUCACUGCUGGUGCCAGACAAAACGAAGGAGAAUCACGACUGAACCUUGUUCAGCGUAAUGUUGAUAUAUUCAAGAAAAUAAUACCAAACGUUGUGAAAUACAGUCCAAACUGCAUCAUAGUCGUCGUAUCGAACCCUGUCGAUAUUCUGACAUAUGUUGCUCGAAGAUUGAGUGGAUUUGAAGCUCAUAGAGUAAUUGGGACCGGAACCAUGCUUGACUCGGCGAGGUUUCGUUUUCUGUUAGGUGAGAAAUUGGGAGUAUCUGCCAAUUCUGUCCAUGGUUAUGUAAUUGGUGAACAUGGUGACUCGAGUGUUGCUGUUUGGAGUAAUGUGAAUGUUGCUGGAGUUCGGCUGUCUUCUCUAAAUCCAAAGAUAGGAUGCAAAGAUGAUCCUGAAAAUUUCGAGGAAAUACACAAGCAAGUUGUCCAGAGUGCCUAUGACAUCAUUCGCUUGAAAGGUUACACCUCAUGGGCGAUCGGGUUGACAUGUCGAUCACUUUGUAACGCACUAUUAAAUAACCAUCACACAGUUUAUCCACUCUCUGUUCCAGUCAAAGGAAUUCACGGAAUCGAAGAGGAUGUUUAUUUGAGUUUACCAUGUCUUGUAACUUCAGCUGGAAUCAGUCAUUUGAUUCCGCUUGAACUUAGUGCGGAUGAAUUGUGUAAAUUGAGAAGAAGUGCUGCCACUCUGAAUGAAGUUAUAACGAAAAUCCAAUGGUAAAGUCGUACGACUAAUAGUUGCCGCACGUAUACGUAUCAAAGAACACUAGCUUUCCCCCUUUUCAUGUAUGUUAUCUCUGUUUUUAAAUUAGUAAGUAUUAGAUAUGAAGCAUCUUAAUUUUUGUUUAUUGAAAUUGUUCGCUAAAUUUUUUCCAAAGAAUUAAACAUAAAUUAUUCGGUUAG